Neolamprologus brichardi is the source of this 2015-nucleotide messenger RNA. The record is from RefSeq and is a predicted model, not a curated record. Lineage: Eukaryota; Metazoa; Chordata; Actinopteri; Cichliformes; Cichlidae.
AGAAAGCAGCGAUGCCUGAAUCAACCGAGCAUGUGGAAGAGGCAAAUACGUCUCCUAUUUGUCCCCCCAAUGAGGACAUUGAGGACGAGGACGUUGUGGGGGCAAAUACCACUCCUAUGUGUCCCCCCAACGAGGACAUUAAGGACAAGGACGUUGAGAGCGCAAAAACGAGAGCAAAGCGCCUGGCCAGAGACGAAAAACGAAAAUGUGUCCGAAGUUUAGCACCAGUUGGCUUAUUUGUAGUUGGUCUAAGUGUAGGUGCUGUACUAGUUCGUCUAGUAGCUGGUUGUUAUGGGUAUUGGGGGGGUACAAGUGAGUGUGUCAAGGACAUCAGUGCUAAUUGCACUUUCUCAAAAGCUGCUGUGGCCGCAGACUCCUGGACUUGUUCAGAGAUUGGACGGAACAUUCUUCAGAAAGGCGGCUCUGCAGUAGAUGCUGCCAUUGCUGCGCUGCUGUGCACCUCCAUCAUCAACCCACAGUGCGCGGGGAUCGGAGGCGGGGUCAUAUUCACUGUGAUGGACAGCUCCGGUAAAGUGAAAAUCAUCAACUCCAGAGAGACUGUCCCCAGAAAUGUGAACUCUGACCUGCUUAAGUCGUGUAGUAAAACCACAGAGUGGACCAUGGAAUGGAUUGGGGUUCCUGGGGAAAUUCGAGGUUAUGAAGCAGCACACCGGCUUUAUGGGAAGUUGCCGUGGGCCGACCUCUUUCAACCUGCCAUCAAAUUAGCCAGAGAAGGAUUCCCUAUUCCUUACUUGCAAUCCAUUAUUAUUAUUUCACUGUCUUUGUCUUUUAGGAAGUUAUAUUUAGAUAAAAAUGGGAACCUGCUUAAGACCGGGGAUACUGUGAAAUUUGAGAAACUGGCUGACACUUUGGAGACGAUCGCAAACGAGGGACCAGAUGUGUUUUACAACGGAACAAUAGCGAAGAAUUUAAUCAGUGACAUACAGAAAGCAGGAGGAACACUCACACUGGAGGACUUGGCUUCGUAUCAAACUAAUGUGACUGAUGCGUGGAAUAUUUCUCUGGGAGAGUACCGGAUGUACUUCCCUCCGCCCCCUGCAGGGGGAGCCAUCCUCAGCUUCAUCCUCAACAUCAUGAAAGGAUACAAAAUGAAAUCAGAACCUAAGACGACUGAUGAAAAGAUUUUGUUUUAUCACCGUUAUAUUGAAGCUUUAAAAUUUGCCAAUGAAUUAAAGACAAAUAUCAGAGAUCCAAAGUUCAGCUCAGAUAAAAUGGCAAAGAAUUUGACAGAGGAUAGCUUUGCCAACCACAUACGGAGCUUGAUCAGCAGCGACAAGACUCACGAUCCCCAGUAUUACGGCAAAAACUCGUAUCUGGACAGCAUCGGCACCACACAUGUAUCUGUGCUGGCUGAAGAUGGAUCUGCUGUGUCUGUCACCAGCAGCAUCAACGACGAAUUUGGGUCCAAUGUCCUCUCUUCAAGCACUGGAAUCAUCCUCAACAACCAUCUAAAUGACUUCUGUUUUAGAGCUAAUAACAUCUUUCAUGGGGAGCGGCCUCCCUCCAAUAUGGCCCCAUCUGUGCUGAAGACUCCGUCGAAGACGCUGGUGAUUGGAGGGUCUGGUUCUGAAAUGAUUCCACCAGCAGUGGCCUCGGCGCUCAUGAACCACCUUUGGUUUGGAAAGAGUCUUAAGGAGGCAAUUAUUACGCCUGUUGUUCUUGUAGACUCUCAAAGUGAAGUAAAACUUGAAUCCAAGCUUGAAAAGGAUGUAGUUGAUGGUCUUGAAGCUCUGGGACAUAAAAGGGUGAAGACAGCCGAUGCCAACAGGCUGAACAAACUGAUUAAAAAGGCUGGUUCUGUCCUGGGUGUCAGACUGGACCUGGAGGAGGUGUCUGAGAGGAGAAUGCUAAAAAAGCUUCUUUGUAUCAUGGAUAACCACUCUCAGCACAUGCACGCCUCCAUGAUGCACCAUCGGAGCACACGCAGCAAAAGAAUCAUUGCCCCGAAAUGCAGAACUGACCGGCACAGGAAAUCCUUUGUACUACAGGCGUAA